CAAAAAACUAGAAAGCCUCUCCAUCUUCUCUCUGGCUUUGGCAAAGCCAGCUCUUCUAUGCAAUAUAUUGUUCGCAAUAUAUAGAAAGAAGGGCAAGAAUUUCAAUUCAUAAAUUCAAGGAGAGAAAAUGGGAGGCUGUACGAGCAAGCCAAAAGUGUUGAAGGAUGAUGGGGUUGAGGCACCUGAGCCAGCACCUGAGAAGGUGAGUGUGGAGGAGAAGGGGACUCUCGCCGCGGAGCUGGCACCUCAACAGGAACCCGAAAAGGCGGUGGAAGAGGACAAGGAGGUUGUGGCUGAGGCUCCAGAACCGGUGGCAUCCGAAAAGGUAGAAAAGGAGGAGGAGGAGGCUCUCAAUGCGGUGGUUGAUGGAGUUGAAAAUAAGAAUGGAGAAGUAAAAGAUUCCGAAGAUGAUCAAAAGGUAAAAUCUGAAGAAGAGGUAAACUCCAAAGAAGAUGACAAGGUAGAAUCUGGAGAAGUAAACUCUAAAGAAGAUGAAAAGGUAAAAUCUGUAGAAGAGGAAAACUCUACGGAAGAUGAAAAGGUGAAAUCUGAAGUGGAAGAAACUGCUGGUCCUGAAAAGCUUGAAAAAGAAGAGGUAAAACCAGCAACGGAGGCCGAAAGCCAACAAAGACUGGACAAAAAUGUAGAAGAGAAAACUGAAACUUCGGAAGAGAAGAAAAAAGAGGCAGCAAAACCAGAGGCUGACAAUGUUCCAAUAAUAUCAUUUUUCACAUCAUUUAUGGGUCAGAAACACUAAUAAUUCGUAACGCUUUUCCAAUUUAUAUAAGGCGUGCAUACAAAUUAGAGGGUCAUAUGUCACGUUUCCACAUGCUGCUUCUAGUAUGCCAAAUGAAAGCGUGAACAUUGUAGUGCGGUAUAUAUAUCACGCUUUCGUUGUUACCUUUAACCUUAACGAUGAAAUUUUGUACUCAUUACUCAUUAGUAUUAGAGCAUGAUCCCCAAUUCUUAAAUUCUUCAAGGUAUACACAA
Coffea arabica (coffee) is the source of this 990-nucleotide messenger RNA. RefSeq lists its product as uncharacterized. The record is from RefSeq and is a predicted model, not a curated record. Lineage: Eukaryota; Viridiplantae; Streptophyta; Magnoliopsida; Gentianales; Rubiaceae.